Messenger RNA from Lynx canadensis (Canada lynx), 3060 nucleotides. It is a transcript of the gene APPL2, whose product is annotated as adaptor protein, phosphotyrosine interacting with PH domain and leucine zipper 2. The record is from RefSeq and is a predicted model, not a curated record. Bases 94 to 2082 code for a protein of 662 amino acids. The transcript is spliced from 21 exons. Lineage: Eukaryota; Metazoa; Chordata; Mammalia; Carnivora; Felidae. Gene Ontology annotation, cellular component: endosome membrane; cytoplasm. Gene Ontology annotation, biological process: signaling. Gene Ontology annotation, molecular function: protein binding.
GGGCACCGAGCGUCAGCCUCGUCGAUUCAGUCCCGAGCACCCUCGGCGGCCGCGCCUCCCGCCCUGCGUCCUCCGGUCCGGCUCCGCGCCACCAUGCCCGCGGUGGACAAGCUCCUGCUGGAGGAGGCGUUGCAGGACAGCCCCCAGACUCGCUCUUUACUGAGUGUUUUUGAAGAAGAUGCUGGCACCCUCACGGAUUAUACCAACCAGCUGCUCCAGGCGAUGCAGCGCGUCUACGGAGCCCAGAAUGAGAUGUGCCUGGCCACUCAACAGCUUUCUAAGCAGCUGCUGGCAUAUGAAAAACAGAAUUUUGCUCUUGGCAAAGGCGACGAAGAAGUAAUUUCUACACUCCACUAUUUUUCCAAAGUGGUAGAUGAGCUUAAUGUUCUUCAUACAGAGCUGGCUAAACAGUUGGCAGACACAAUGGUUCUACCUAUUAUACAGUUUCGAGAAAAGGAUCUCACAGAAGUAAGCACUUUAAAGGAUCUUUUUGGACUCGCCAGUAAUGAGCAUGACCUCUCGAUGGCAAAAUAUAGCAGGCUUCCAAAAAAAAAGGAGAAUGAAAAGGUGAAGAUCGAUGUUGUGAAGGAGGUGGCGGCUGCACGGCGGAAACAGCACCUUUCUUCCCUUCAGUACUACUGUGCCCUCAACGCGCUGCAGUACAGAAAGCGCGUGGCCAUGAUGGAGCCCAUGAUAGGCUUCGCCCACGGACAGAUUAACUUUUUCAAGAAGGGAGCAGAGAUGUUUUCCCAAAGCAUGGACAGCUUUUUAUCCUCCGUAGCAGACAUGGUUCAAAGCAUUCAGGUGGAACUAGAAGCCGAAGCGGAAAAGAUGCGGGUGUCGCAGCAAGAACUGCUUUCUGUCGAGGAGUCUGUUUACGCCCCAGACUUUGAUGUGGCUGCACCACAGAUCAACAGGAACCUCAUCCAGAAGGCUGGUUACCUGAAUCUUAGAAAUAAAACAGGGUUGGUCACCACCACCUGGGAGCGGCUUUACUUCUUCACGCAAGGCGGGAACCUCAUGUGUCAACCCCGGGGAGCUGUUGCCGGGGGCCUGAUCCAGGACCUGGACAACUGCUCGGUGAUGGCAGUGGAUUGUGAAGACCGACGAUACUGCUUCCAGAUCACCACUCCCAAUGGAAAAUCGGGAAUAAUCCUCCAGGCAGAAAGCAGAAAGGAAAACGAAGAGUGGAUCUGCGCCAUAAACAACAUCUCCAGACAGAUCUACCUGACUGACAACCCAGAGGCAGUCGCCAUCAAGUUGAAUCAGACGGCUCUCCAAGCAGUGACCCCCAUUACGAGUUUUGGGAAAAAACCAGAAAGCUCGUGCCCCAGUCAGAACCUGAGAAAUGCAGAGACAGAAGAUGACAAGAUUGUGUCCCAAGCAGCCGUCCGUGCCGACGACGCCGAUGAGCUCAUCGCACCGGGAACACCUAUCCAGUUUGAUAUCGUCCUUCCUGCCACAGAAUUCCUGGACCAGAACCGGGGGAGCAGGCGCAUCAACCCUUUUGGUGAAACUGAGGAUGAGACCUUUCCAGAAGCAGAAGAUUCCCUUUUGCAGCAGAUGUUUGUAGUUCGGUUUUUGGGCUCGAUGGCAGUCAAAACAGACAACACUACUGAAGUGAUUUACGAAGCAAUGAGACAAGUAUUGGCUGCUCGGGCAAUUCACAACAUCUUCCGUACGACAGAGUCCCAUCUGAUGGUCACCAGUCAGACUCUAAGGUUGAUAGAUCCUCAGACUCAAGUAACAAGGGCCAAUUUUGAGCUCACCAGCAUCACCCAGUUUGCUGCCCAUCAAGAAAACAAGAGACUAGUCGGCUUUGUGGUCCGCACGCCCGAAUCCACAGGUGGACAGUCGCUGAGUACAUACGUUUUUGAAAGCAACUCAGAAGGCGAAAAGAUAUGUUAUGCUAUUAAUUUGGGAAAAGAAAUCAUUGCGGUUCAGAAGGAUCCAGAAGCAUUGGCUCAAUUAAUGCUGUCCAUACCACUAACCAAUGAUGGAAAAUAUGUACUGUUAAACGAUCAACCAGAUGACAAUGAUGGAAGUCCAAAUGAAAACAGAGGCGCAGAAUCUGAAGCAUAACUCUCUUGGGCCUUUGGGGAAAGAGCACCCAGGAAGGAGAGCUACCUCCUUAAGGGUUUUCAACUUCUCUGACAUACAGGCCCACGACCUGGUUUCAGAACGCUGACAAUCGCUUGUGGAAUGUACUCUUGAUGCCUUGAUACUGAGACUUGGGAGGGAAACAGUGAGAAAUGGUUGACAACAUUCCUACCCAUCUACAAAUGUUACUUUAGGUGCUUUGUGGUAAGUCGUCUUCUUAGAUUGUACUGUUCAGCGCUCAGAAUGAAGGUUACUGAAAAAAUGCAUUGUUCACUUUAUUCAAAUGUCAUCUCUUCAGUCUCCAAGUACCCUUUUUAAAAAACGAUAAAAGCCUAGAUUUAUAAUUUGAUAAACACUAAAUAUUUCCUAUUAAUAUAUUUUUAUAUUUUCCUUAAUGAGCUUUAAGUGCCUGUCAUUCUGAAAGUUGUGUAUUUAUAAUCAGGCUUGUCUCACAGUCGGACCUACCAGCAUCAGUUUGUGCAGUUAGGUGGCGAGCCCCGCUUGGAGGGCCUGAGCGUUAGCAAAAAUGCAGGUCUAGUUGUGAUCAUUUUUCUCAGACAUCAUGCAAUAAAAAGACUAGCAGACGAGCACCACGCAAGAUGCUCAGUUUUACAUGGAAACCUUGAUGAAACAGCAUUCAGAAGUUUACGGUCUUUCAGGUAUGGUUUUAGUGGUGGAUCACUACAGACCGUGUGAAGCUCUACCAGUUCCUGAUUCUUCUGAGCCAGACCCUCCUCAAGGAAGGGACCAAUUAAUUUUAAAACUCACUUGAAUGAAAGCAUGGCUGGUUGCGGGGCUUGGUAUAAAAAUCCUAUUCCACCCCUACCUACGAAGUAUGAUGAUCCUGAAUUGGCACCAUGUGUUUAAUUAUAACCAGUUUCAACAGAAUACCGUUGUCUUUGUAAUAAAUUAACCUAGCAACAAAUGCUAGCAAAUAAAAACUACCAUUCUGUUUCUUUC